Messenger RNA from Colletotrichum orchidophilum, 669 nucleotides. Its product is annotated as complex I intermediate-associated protein 30. Gene Ontology annotation, biological process: NADH dehydrogenase complex assembly. The coding region runs from base 1 to 669 and encodes 222 amino acids. The record is from RefSeq and is a predicted model, not a curated record. NCBI's taxonomy places the organism in Eukaryota, Fungi, Ascomycota, Sordariomycetes, Glomerellales, Glomerellaceae. The transcript has 3 exons.
AUGCCUCCAGACUGGAAGUUACUCUACCUUUAUGGUGGUGACAACCCCUGGGAUUCAAGUCUAUGGACCGAUUCGGACGACAGAGUACGCGGCGGUAAGAGCCAGUCUCAUUUGCACUGCGAGUCUCCGGAAAAAGCCGAGUUUUUUGGGGACUUGGACAUCACCGCUCUAGGAGGAGCAGGCUUUGCGUCACAGAGGACGCUCGGCACACUCGAACUGGAUUUGAGCCAAUAUGAUGGGCUUGUUGUCAAAGUCUUGAAGAGCGACUCCAAAAAAUACACGCUCACAAUCAAGGACGAAUUACUUCCGCCGAGAGAGGAUGGUCGCGACCAGAGCACCAUUAGCUGGGAGUUCGACUUCGUCCCUGAGGCGGGCGAGGUAAAGAUUCCGUGGGAGCAUUUCAAGCCAACCUACAGAGGCAGGGACAAACCUGAUGUCAAGCCACUAGAUGUAACCAACAUUAAGAGAAUCAGCUUCAUGAUGCGAAGCUUCUUUGGUACCCAAGCAGGCGAUUUCAGUUUGACAGUUGCCUACUUGGGCGCUUUCAGCAACCGGCCUGUGUCAUCGGAUUCCGACAUCUCGUUCCAGAAGGAGCAUCUCGCUCCAUCUGCAACGGCUAAGGUGUCAUCCUGGUUGGGUUGGAUUUGCGGAUGGGAAAGACGACCUUGA